AUGGUCACCUCAGCCAAAUUUGCCUCGCUGGUCGGCAGCGUGACGAUCGCCUUUGUUCUCGCUAGCUCGCUCCACCCUGUCCACACGGCGCCUGUUGGGUUGGUUGCUCGCCAAGAUGCCAGUAGCGACGCUACGCCUCCUGCACCGGCAGGAUACAUCUCGGUCGCUCAGCCGCAAAUGAGCGAGCAAGACAUCUACGCUAUCGGCAUCCCGGACUCUCCACCCUCCCCCGCCGCUUCCGCAGGUGCACCCGCCGCUGCUAUCGCUGCACCUGGAGCAGACACGACGCUGCAACAGGCGCUGCAGGCCGCUGCUCAAGCUGCUUUGUCCACGACCAACCAUACGACGGACGUCACGAACCACUACGACGCCACGCCUCCUGUCUCCCCUGCCCCUGCUUCUGCUUCUGCUCAAGUUGCCGCUUCCAACGCACAGGUUGCCCAGCCUGCCGGCGACUCUGCCAUGACGGGUAACCCUGAUGCUGGUAACUUGUACCAGCAGGUCAUCGGCACCCCUGCCGGUGCUCCUGCUCCCGCGGCCGAUACCGCGAUGACUGGGAAUGAGGGCGAGGGCGAUGCGUACAAUCAGAUUGUCGCCGCGCAGAUGGCGCAGUUCGGUGAUCAGGCGAGGGGGGCACUCGCAGCAAGGUGGCUGAACGCUGUCAAGGCGGCCAAGAGGCAGGCCACGGGUGCCGCUGAUACUUCUGCGGCUACCGGUGCUGCCACUGCCACUGCCUCGACACCAGACUUGGCAGGCGUCCCAGUAGCAGCCCCUGUGCCUAGCGAUUACAGUUCGCCUUCGGCUCCUGGCGCAUCGGGCGAUGCUGCUGUUCCUGCAGUGCCGUCUGCUCCCGCUGUGUCCGAUGCGCCUACCGGCGCCUUGCCCACCAGCGCCGCCCUGCCCACAGGCGCUGUGCCCUCUGCACCGGCUGCCGUCCCCUCGGUCUCUGCACCUGUCUCGGCUCCUGCUGCCGCUGCCCCCUCUGCCCCUGCCCCUGCUGUCCCUGCGCUUCCAAGCCUCAAAGAUGCCUCGGCAGCUUCGGCCACAACAGUGCUGCCGGCGUCCAAUGCCGACCCUACGCCCACUUCCACCAGCCAAGCUACUGCCGCCGCUGCUUCUUCUGCUGCUGCGACGGGCGACCUCACGAUGACCGUGACGCUGCCGACAAAGUCACUGCCCACCUCGGUGGCUGGUCAGCCCAAUGUCAAGGUCAACAACAGCGGUGAUGACAGUGAGCUGGACGAGUGGAAGACGAUGACCAUCCUGGUUCCGGCCGAGGCGUUUGGUGGAGCGACUGCGGGCGUGCAGACGCAGAUCAACCUUGCGUCGAGCACGGCGGCGGCCUCGAGCGCCAGUUCCAGUGCCAUUCCCAGUGCCAGCUCCAGUGCCAGUUCCAGUGCCUCUACGAGUGCGAAGGCGAGUGCGAGUGGCGACAAGAACGCGGCGGUCUCGUCCUCUGCGUCAGCCUCGCCGACAUCGGCACCGAUCAACCUGUCUUCGUUCUCGUCCAUGAAGCCGCAAGCGUCCUCAUCGGUGCUUACCAUCCCGCUGACGGGCGUGAUUGAUGGCACGACCUACUCGACGAUGCUGACCUUCACCCUCCCCAGUCUUGGCGGGUUCGGUGGCUCCCUCGCCUCCGCCGCCACCACCACCACCUCGUCGUCGCCGGCUCAAAACACUGCGAGCGCGUCGGCGUCUGUGUCAGGCAAGGCUCAAUCCUCAAACGUCUCCGCUUCCGCCUCUGCUUCGGCCACCGCCGCGCCCUCCAAGACUUCGUCCUCUUCCUCGGCCAAAGCCACGUCGUCGGCAGAUCCAAGCUACAUUAAGCCCGACGACGUGCCGCCUCUGCUCAAGAGCUCCGUCACCUUGUCCUCCACCCCCUCGAGCACCGCUUCGGCCGCCUCGGCCUCUUCGACAUCCGGCAGUUCUGCAGACUCGUCCAAGAAUAACGACGACGCCGACGACGAUGAGGACUGCAACGACGACGACGCCGACGAAACCCAGGCUACCACGCCCAAAUCCACCCUGACCAAGAUUUGGGAUUGGGUGACUGGGAAGCCCCUCAACGAGCGCGAUUUCCAAGACGACUACGGCUACGACUACGAAGGUGAGGAUGAGCAGUUCUACGAUGCUCGCCAGGAGUAG
Messenger RNA from Sporisorium graminicola, 2145 nucleotides. RefSeq lists its product as uncharacterized. The coding region runs from base 1 to 2145 and encodes 714 amino acids. NCBI's taxonomy places the organism in Eukaryota, Fungi, Basidiomycota, Ustilaginomycetes, Ustilaginales, Ustilaginaceae. The transcript has a single exon. The record is from RefSeq and is a predicted model, not a curated record.